Molecule: messenger RNA, 953 nt
Organism: Engraulis encrasicolus (European anchovy)
Lineage: Eukaryota; Metazoa; Chordata; Actinopteri; Clupeiformes; Engraulidae
Product: P2X purinoceptor 7-like
Exons: 3
Coding region: 91-861 (256 amino acids)
Source: RefSeq, a predicted model, not a curated record
CUGCCAGCAGUGAACGCCAUCCUUUGGUGCGCCCCUACGGUAGCCGAAAGCGUACAAGCUACGUCGUAAGGACAGGUCUGAAUCGAAAAUAUGGCUUCAACAACAAACACCUCGAGCAGCGUUAUCUCCGUUGACCAGAGCUUGUCAACACCGAAUUCUGAGGACAUCGGCAGAGGCAGGGGGAGAAGAAGGAGAGGGAAGAGAGGGAGAGGGCGAGGGCGAGGGAGGCGACAGCCACCGCAAGGGGAUGGUGGUCGUCCCGGGCCCAGUCGUGGACGUCGCCGCAGAGCCCCAGCAGAAGACGAGAGAGAGAGAGUGGAGGCAUUGAAAAGACAACGUCUCCAAGACACAGAGGGAGAACUGCUGGAGAUGACACUGGAGGAUUUCCGCAGUUUCACCUCUCGCCUCAUCCAGCGUCAACCAGGCCUGGUGUUUGACGUCCUGCUGGAGUGGCGAAACAGGCAUGGUGACCCACCUCCUGCCGGAACACCAGGGGUACCUUGGUGCAGCUGUGGUAAUUGUCGAGACAUGCCCACUGACAGGGAGAAGGUGUGCUGUGGACAUGACCCUCAGCAUUGCUCAAGUGGACUUGGGCACUUUUUGCAGUUUUGCCUGGAUGAGGCCUACCUGAGGGUACACAGGCAGUACCGGGCUGAUGUGACAGGGCUGGGCAAUACAAGAGAGCCGGGGGAUGAUAACCGGGAAUUCAGGUAUGCUGCCUACCGGCAUUUCAUUUUUUGGCAGCACGGGUCCUUGGGGCAGGGCAACAGGAGGGUUAUUCCGAGUUGUUGCGUAUGCAAAAUCAGGGACAAGUUCCCUGAUCCUCAUGGGCAAUAUGCCGGAUUUCAACUAACGAUUUAAUUUAUUUUGUAUCAUCAUUUGUACUUGUACAGUAAAUAGAUAAGUAACUAGAUUUUUUUCCUUGUACGUUAUUUUCAUUUUUAUUGUAAAUA